AUGUUCUGCUACAUGUUGUCGGCCGCCCAGGCCAUCCUAAGGCAGCAGGCCCUCCUAGAGAACUCUCAAUCAGGACAGAAUUGUGAGGGUCCGAGCCUGCAGGACAGUCUCCGGGCAUCGACCGACUCGAAAGACAACGAAGAAGACGAAGAAGAGCUCUCCGUCGACGAUGAGGGAGACAAACGCGACGAGAGCUCCAAUCAAGCGAGCGCGCGGCAGAAAGACGGCGAAGCUUCCAACUCCGAGGCUCCUCAUGAGGAAACUGAGGAUGAAGCAAAUGACGCCAACAACAAAUGGAAGGCUUCGGAGAAAGAUCUCAAGUUCUCGAUCGAGAAAAUUCUCUCGCCGGCGUUCGGGAACGACUUCUGGGCGCAGUUCCCGUUCUCGAGACCCGAGAUGGAGCUGCUCCAGCUGCAGAGCCUCGCUGGGAACCUUCAGCGAUUGCAACAGCUUCACCUAGAGCAAGCGAAGGCCGUGCAGGGCUCCAGCAGUCAAAUGCAAACCAUGCAGAGCCUCGCCAGUCUGCAGAGCUGCCUCAAAGCGAUGCCGCAAAAUGUCGGUCUUGGCUUGCGUCAGCAGGAGAACCUCCCGAUCGCCGCCUCUGCGGGACUCAACAACCUGCAGCUGUCCGCGCUGCAAUCCAUGCAACACUUGCACAACCUGCAGCUCAUGCAGGGUCGCAAAUCGCCAGAGAACAGGAAGCGCCGACGAAGCUCGGACGAGGCGUCUCCUUCGAGAACUCCGGAAUCGUCGUCGUUGCCCCCGGCGAGAAUUCCUCGACUUGUAGAAAGACAGGAGGACAGUGAGAGUCAGGACACCAUUCACGAAGACAGACUCAAAGGGCCGCAGAGCGACGAGGCUGCGGCAGGAUCUUCGGAGGAAGGAGCGAUCGGGCCCGACAAACGAGGACUUUGGCCCGCGUGGGUCUAUUGCACGAGAUACUCAGAUCGGCCCUCAAGCGGACCCCGAUCGAAAAGGACGAAACGCAAGGAGAAGUCCGAUGAGAAGAGGCCGCGAACGGCAUUCACUGCGGACCAACUCCAACGUCUCAAGAAAGAGUUCCAGGAGAAUAAAUACCUUACCGAAAAACGUCGUCAGGAUCUCGCAUCUGAGCUCGGGCUCAACGAGUCUCAGAUAAAAAUCUGGUUCCAAAAUAAGCGAGCCAAACUGAAGAAAUCCACUGGAAGGCCGAACCCUCUGGCCCUCGAGCUUAUGGCACAAGGACUCUAUAAUCACUCAACUGUCGGACCUGACGGUGAACUUGUCCACGACGAUAUGGACGACGGACGGUGAACGGAUUCUCCAGUAGGGAACAGCUGCGAAUCGAGCGAUUGUGGAGAAGGAAAACUUUGAGCGUCAAGGAACACAAGCGUAUGAAUAAACGUGUAUGAAAAUAAAAACGAUAAAUUUUGCAAU
Galendromus occidentalis (western predatory mite) is the source of this 1416-nucleotide messenger RNA. Its product is annotated as homeobox protein invected. The record is from RefSeq and is a predicted model, not a curated record. Lineage: Eukaryota; Metazoa; Arthropoda; Arachnida; Mesostigmata; Phytoseiidae. Bases 1 to 1293 code for a protein of 430 amino acids. Gene Ontology annotation, cellular component: nucleus. The transcript has 4 exons. Gene Ontology annotation, biological process: regulation of transcription by RNA polymerase II; neuron differentiation; multicellular organism development. Gene Ontology annotation, molecular function: RNA polymerase II cis-regulatory region sequence-specific DNA binding; DNA-binding transcription factor activity, RNA polymerase II-specific.